GACAGCACCUAAAGGCAACAUUAGUAGCUACUUGCGCAUCUGUAGCGUUAGCGCUUGUACAGCUAGCUUUAUCACACUAAUUUGUCACAGUUGUGGUUAUAAAAGGAAACUAAUAUUAAUUGAGUAUGAACGAACGACUUGAACCAAGCUAGCAGUGCGCUUAAUAUAUUCCUUUUGAAACGAUAAUAACGUAUCCAGGUAACGUAAGCUAAUUUAGCUAAUAGCAGUUAGCACUGGUUAUCUGACCUGAACAUUGUUUUCGGAAGACCAGUUCCCUUUAAUUGAACAAAACUGAACUGUAUAAGCACCUGUUUUUUGCUAAAACUAACCAGCCUACUAGGUGGCUUGCUACUUUGUAUCUGAAGAUGGACAAGUUUGUAGUGCGGCUUCCAAAGGGGGAAACACCUAAAAAAUUGAAAAGCAACGAAAGAAUUUACAAACAAACUACAAUUGAAUCGUUACGGAGGGUGGUUGUAAUUGAGGAUAUCAUGCGCUACAAGUCCAUGUUGGAUCUGCCAGAACAGAGCAAGGACAAUCUGCUGACUGCCCUGACAGAGCUGAGCAAGAAGAUCCCUUCCAAGGAGGUGCUCAAGUCCACUAAAAUAGGUCAUGCUGUCAACAAAAUGCGCAAGCAUCCGGACCCUGAGGUGAGUUCAAUGGCAGCAAAGGUUUACACGGAAUGGAGGACAUUCAUCGAGGAGAAUUCCAAUAAGCCAUCUCUUGAAGUGCGCUCUGACAAACAAUCUGAAGGACUCCGGAGCAACGCUAGAAGACUUAUGUCUGAGGCCCUGGAGGUCAAGGAGGAUUCUGGUCUUAUAGACAACAUUGAGAGAGAGGUGUUUCACCAGAGCUCCCGGUUAGUCAGCACGUCAUACAGACGGACUGUUAGAGCUCUGGUGUUUGCCUUCAGACACAACCCUGAGAUCAGAACUCAAGUGAAGGCCAGCACUGUGUCAGUCAACAAGCUGGUUUCUAUGUACAAGAAAUAGCUGGUAUUGAAGCCCUCUGGUGGUUUCACUUAAAAAUUGUCAAAGGUUUUUUAUGCAUACACAUUUUAUGUUUUUAAUAAUUUUUCUUUAUUUUCUGUGAAGGAGAUAUAAAAUACUUUUACACUGUGGCACAUCAGCAGCCUUACACUGUUUUAUAAAUACAUGUAAAUCACAGUCAAGAAUAUGUUAUAUUUAUUGUUGAUGGUUAUGACAAAGCCAUACCUUUUGUGCUGGACUCUGAAGUUUUUUUUGUUUAUCAUCUGUUUUUAUACUGUUGGUGAACAUUUUCAUACAAAAUAUGAUUGAAAAUAUGA
This is a messenger RNA of Etheostoma spectabile (orangethroat darter), 1303 nucleotides long. It is a transcript of the gene tceanc2, whose product is annotated as transcription elongation factor A (SII) N-terminal and central domain containing 2. Gene Ontology annotation, cellular component: nucleus. The record is from RefSeq and is a predicted model, not a curated record. NCBI's taxonomy places the organism in Eukaryota, Metazoa, Chordata, Actinopteri, Perciformes, Percidae. The transcript is spliced from 4 exons. Gene Ontology annotation, biological process: DNA-templated transcription. Bases 366 to 989 code for a protein of 207 amino acids.